AGAUCCAGAGUUUCCGUGAGCGGCUGACGGAGGCAGCCCAGAAGGCCCACCUAAAGACACCCGUCCCUGGGAAGGCCAACGGGGUCCUGGUGCUGAACCAGCCCCUGCUCAUCGAGUCCUACGUGGGUCUGAUGUCCUUCAUCGGGAACCAGAACAAGCUGGGAUACUGCCUGGCACGGGGAAACAUCGGCUUUUAAACAAUGCUUUAGCUAGAAUCUUUGAAUGUACAUUACUACUUGGGUUAUUUAAUCAUAGUUUGCACUUGUGGCCUAGUUACAGAUAUAAAGUAACAUUAUAAAUAUGUUUAAUCUUGUGUCUAAUCUUAGCUUGGUCAUUCCUUAUAGUUCACGCUCUGGUUUUAACUAAACUUUAGCUAGACGUUAGAUGUAAUUUCUUUCUGUUUCUUUGUUUACAUUCAUUAUUUUGGCCUAUUUACAAAUUUGAAGUCGUUUUGUAUAAUUUUAAUAGUUGGAAGGAUAUGUUUCGAUGCUAAUUUAAAAUGUAUUUUUAGCGGUCAAUUUUGAAAAUGUUAGUGUUUUGUUAGUUUUAGUUUUCUGUCGUGUUAAAGUGUAAACGUAGUUCCCCUUUAGGGUUCAUCUCCUACGUAGUUACCGUGCCAAAUUAGUUCCUGCCGUCCCAGAGUUGAUAAAGUUUAUACAAUACCGUGA
Molecule: messenger RNA, 668 nt
Organism: Salvelinus sp. IW2-2015
Lineage: Eukaryota; Metazoa; Chordata; Actinopteri; Salmoniformes; Salmonidae
Source: RefSeq, a predicted model, not a curated record